AUGUAUUCAAGCGAUGAUGACUCCAAUGUCAACAUUAUCCCCAUGGAUAGCUAUCCCAGUGACGGAGAUUCAAACACAUGGCCCGGAGAACCAUAUGCUGAACGUGAUGACACCAAUUGGCGACGAUUUUAUACUCUUUUUCGUUAUCCAUAUCUUGUUCAUGCUGAUUCUGGCUCUUUGAUCUUCGAACUCACACUCUACGUUGAAGGUGCCGAUAACACACUUGACAAACUGCCUGAGGGCUACUGUCUAUUUGAUAAACCCAACAGAAAAAAUCCCCACAUCCGCAACCCUGCCCUCUUUGGCCAUCCGAGCGGCAGGUAUUUCCCGUCGCAAAACACAUUCUUGGAACAUUUUAUCUGCAUGGUUCAAGGAAAGCUAGAUGAUUGCAAGUGCAGACUUUGCUCAGCGAUGCCUGGAGCGAAACCUGGAGCGAAACCUGGUCCAAAAUCAGGCAGGCCUGCCAGGGCAACUACAUCUACAAUUCAACUCACUUCCAAUGACCCUGGUGAUGCAGAAGAUCCUGACUACUGGCGAAUGUUGGUCAUGAAGUUGAAAGAGCGUGGCACAGUUGAUGAAGAUCUUCAGCACCGCAACAAUAUUGACUGGGUCCUCACUAACGAAUCUCUUUCUCAAUACUUCUUGAAACUGGUGGAAGAUCCUGCUUACGUCCCUCGCCGUGGCGAGCUUGUUCUCUGGAUUUGGUCGGGCCUCGAAGACGGAUCUCUUAUGCGCAACCCCGAUACCGGUCUAAUCGAAAUUUACGGCAAGGACAACGAAUGGCACGGCGUGCCUGAUUGGCGUGCUGGCGUGAUUACCGAGACGCCUACCAACGACCAAAUCAAUAUGGCCGACAUCAUCGAAGAACCGAAAAGUCCACGCGGGCUAAGUUACUCUAGAUUCCGCGUGGAGACUUUGCCGGAUCCCCUUGGCAGCGACAAAUCUUACUCCAGGCAAUACUCCUACGUUCCCCUGCGCAACAUUAAGCCUCUGAACACCUGGCAACUCUUCCUCGAUCGUCAAGAACGGGACAACAUCCACCCGUCUAUCGAAAAUGCCUUGACUGUCAUGUCCUCCUGGAGCCUGGUCCACAAAUUUCACGCAAAGGGCAGAUGGCCUGAUGUCCAAAUUGACUGCAAGGGUAUCUUUGUCGGCGCCGAGCUUCUCGCCGUGCGUGACACGAUCCGUCUCCGGCCGCACGACUACCAGCACAGCCAGGAAAAAGCUGGAGAACCCAAAGUGACUGAUGUGAUGGUCAUCGAAAAGAUCAGCUUCAACAUGACUGGCUGCACUGAAGACCCAAAAGACGAGCAACUCGCAUCCCACUACACGGCUUUGAUCUCCGGCAAGAUCUUCACUAAUAAUGCUGACCGCGAAGUUUACGGCGGCCCUUUUAAAGAAACCGAUCGAAUCCCAAUCAGCAAGGAGGAAGCCAGUGCGACCUUCCGACAGGCUGGCAUGAGCGAUUACGGCCCGUGGUAUCGUAUGGCAAAGGGUCAAACCUGCAACAUCGGUCCACAGCAGGUAAUCGGUCGCUGUUAUGAGCCUCUCGCGGCCCAGCUUAUGAUCGGCACACAUGUCCUCGGUUACGAUCUAUACAGCGUCAUGGAAGGCCGCAAUUACUCUCAGCAAGUGGAUGCACGCAUCUCACCCGGCAAAACUUGGUUCUGGGGCGACUACCGCGUUGAAACGUUGGGGUUGACCCAGAUCAACGGGGUCGAGUGCGGCCCCACAGCCUCGCAGCGGGAAACCGAUGCCAAGUGGCAGGCGAUCCUGAAAGUCUCGCGCGGAGAAACAAACCAUGGUGUCCGACGCAAGGCUGGUAUACCCUCCUCUGCUGGUCGGCCCUUUGGUGCCAAGAACAAGUCGGGAGCUAAGUCUCGGCUUAAGACUGUGUUUGCGGGAGUUGCGCCUAUGAGUAAGAUGGUUAGCUCUGCUAUUGGGAGUGCGCCUGAUGAUGAUGAUUCCGAAAGUGAAAAGGAUAACAGUGACUUGACGGAUGAGAAUGUUGCUGGUGAAAUUACUGGGCUUGUGAUCGAGCGAGCGAUCAAAAGUGACAGCGAAGAUCUUGAGUUCAGAUAG
Molecule: messenger RNA, 2082 nt
Organism: Penicillium soppii
Lineage: Eukaryota; Fungi; Ascomycota; Eurotiomycetes; Eurotiales; Aspergillaceae
Exons: 4
Coding region: 1-2082 (693 amino acids)
Biological process (GO): silent mating-type cassette heterochromatin formation
Cellular component (GO): SHREC complex; rDNA heterochromatin
Source: RefSeq, a predicted model, not a curated record